Messenger RNA from Truncatella angustata, 1683 nucleotides. Its product is annotated as polysaccharide lyase family 4, domain III-domain-containing protein. The record is from RefSeq and is a predicted model, not a curated record. The coding region runs from base 1 to 1683 and encodes 560 amino acids. Gene Ontology annotation, molecular function: catalytic activity; carbohydrate binding. NCBI's taxonomy places the organism in Eukaryota, Fungi, Ascomycota, Sordariomycetes, Amphisphaeriales, Sporocadaceae. The transcript is spliced from 4 exons. Gene Ontology annotation, biological process: carbohydrate metabolic process.
AUGCGCGCUUUUACCUUGCUGAGCUGCCUGUCUUGCGCUGCAGCCGCUUUCGCGGCGCCUUUUCUGACUCAGAUUGAUAGUUCGACUUGGGUCUUUGGCAAUGACAUCUUCAAUGUCACUCAAGGCUCCACCUACGCGACCAAGGUCUACUACCGCGGCCACGAGCUUGUUGGCACUGCUGUCGGGCACUAUAUGGGCUAUGAUGGAGAGAACAACUUUCUGUGGAAAUCCGCGGCCAUCACAGCACAAGGAGACGACUACAUAGAUGUUGCUUUCACCACAUCCACUGGAGAGUUGCACUGGGUCAUCUUCGAUGACCUUGCCGGGUCUUACCAGUAUUUCGUCAAUAAAGGCGUUCCAGAUCUGAGCAUUCUGAGGACGCUUUGGAGACUGGACCCUACCCUAUUCCUCAAUGCAAGAACUUACUUGAGGGAUCAAGCUCUACCUGAUUAUUCGCUUUAUGCCAACGCCACCAAAGUGCAAGAUGAGACCUGGGAGUUGGAGGAUGGCACCUACAUCACCAAAUACGACUUCUCAGACUUUGUCCGCGACCGCGACUUCUAUGGACUCUAUGGGCCGGAAGUCGGUUCCUGGUACAUCUUCCCUGGUGGUGAUUACCACAAUUCGAACCAGCUGAGUCAAACGUUGACGGUACACCGGGAGUCUUCUACGGGCGACUCCGUCCAGCUCAAUGUCUUCCAGGACACUUCACACUUUCGAGUUGGUCAGACGACACCGCAACCCGUAGGAAAGAUCUGGGGCCCUUGGCUGUGGUACUUGAAUGAUGGCUCAGUUGCAGAUGUGGAGACCCAGCAUCAGAAGGAGCUUCAGAACUGGCCAUACUCAUGGCUGGACAAUGCAGCAUAUCAGAGCCGUGGAGAGAUCUCUGGUACACUCCAGCUCUCUGAUGGUCGUCCAGCAUCCGGUGCUGCUGUCUACCUCGGUGACACCGACACCACAGUCCGACCUCUGAUUCAAGGUAGCAACUACUAUUAUACUACAUACGCCGACGCCAACGGCAAAUUUUCGAUCCCCGAUGUUCGGUCGGGUAACUAUGGCCUGUAUGCGUGGUCAAAUGGUGGGGACAUUGCUGAUGUGUACACCAACUUCACCACGAGCGACAUUGUCAUUUCUAAGGGUGUCACAACUAACCUCGGCACCUUGGACUGGCAGGUCUCUGGACUGGACCAAAUAUUUCAGGUCGGCGACUUCGAUAAGAAGGCCUUGGGUUUCAAGAACGGCGGUCCGCCGUAUGAACAUGGUGAUACAGACAAGGGCCCAGCAGACUUCACUUAUACCAUCGGCGCCUCAAACGCGUCAGACUGGUAUUACGCACAGUCUCUCCUCGGAACGUGGACAGUUGACUUCACUCUGACCUCGGAGGAUGUGGCUAAACACACAAAAGGCGCAUUGCUAAGUGUGUCACUUGCCGGUUACUCUCAGAGUGCAGCGCUCAACAUCAGUGCCAACGGACAGCUUCUGGGGUCGUUGAGCAAGGACACUCUUACUUCCGACCCAGCAUUGUACCGUUCGGGCAAGACCAGUGGCGAAUGGCGAUUCCUUCAAUACGAGAUCGCCAGUAACGUUCUCAGCGAGGGCAAGAACACGGUGGACUUUACAAUUACCAGGUAUACUCAAUGGAGAGGCUUCUUGUGGGACAGCGUCAUUCUAGAAUGGUUGUAG